Messenger RNA from Cryptococcus deneoformans JEC21, 1462 nucleotides. RefSeq lists its product as hypothetical. The record is from RefSeq and is a predicted model, not a curated record. The transcript has 5 exons. Bases 208 to 1353 code for a protein of 381 amino acids. Lineage: Eukaryota; Fungi; Basidiomycota; Tremellomycetes; Tremellales; Cryptococcaceae.
GCUCAUCCAUCCAACGAGGCUUUCGUUUCCCCACAAGGGGGAGCAGUUCUUGAAUUACUUUGCUACACUGUUGUUUGCUUUCAUUUUCUUACUUUCACCAUCUCUCAAGGUGCUUUUGCUUUAGCUUUACUUCGAGUACGACCGAGCACCACCAGCAGACCUUGUUCUUUCUGCCAUCCACUGCCAGAGAAGACCAAUUAAUCAACUAUGCCCCAACCACCCAUCCUCCCCUCCCUCUUCCCUCGCGAACCAGCUACAUCCUCCACCGCUUCCUCCUCUUCCUCUUCCAUUUCCCUCCCCUCCCUCCUCUCCAUCCUCCUCCCUUUACUCAUGCUUCUCCUGGCUAUCAUCACUCUAGGAGUGUACAAAUACGUAGGAUGGAGACGAGGUAAGAAAUUGGAUGAAGCAGUGGAAAAGCAUGCGAGGGAGGUGGAGCAGAGGCGAAAGUUGGCGAAAAUUAGGUAUGUGUAUGGUACGCCUGGCAUGUACGGCAGUGGGUGUGAUGCAGAUGGGAGAAUGGACGGUCCACCGGUCGGAUGGUGUACUCAAAAGUGGCUUGAAGCCGCCGACGCGAGACGGUCAUUCAUCAGUCUUUCCUCUCUGUCAGCAUCUUCGUCGCGUCCCUCUUCUUUGGUUGACAUUGGAAACAAAAUCACCACUGAACCAAAGGGUGAGAUCAAAGGGCAGGGAUCAGACCAGAAACGCUAUUCGCAACUGUAUCAACAACUUCAAAGCUAUCGUCCAAGACUUCAUACCACGGGAGGCUCUCCAUCGUACCAUGCCCUCCCGUCGCGCACUGAUGAAAUCCCCCUAAGCCCGGAUCAGUAUGAUCAUACAACUCCUAACCCAUCUUUCCAACCUUCCUCCUGCCCUCCUGCCAAAGAAACCCCUACCACCCCACCUCAAUCCCAACCUCAAAGUACUGCUGCUACCACUGUCAUGGCCGCACCUUACCCGUCUCCCCCCUCUCUUCCAUUGCCUGCUUUUGGGCUUGGCGACGAUUCCCGUAUCGAAUUUGAAGAUGCCAUGCCUUCUCUCACCUUUGCUUUGAAACCUACAGCUCCAAUAAGAAGAUUUGAGCAGAGGACGUCGCCUUUGAAGAGACAGUUCAAGAUGGAAUCAGUUGGGGAUGGUCGAAGUAAGAAAGAAUUGAUAAGAGGCAGAUUAUUUGAGGAGAAGUCUAGCCUUGGAUUGAGCGGAAUUGAGAAACAGACCAGUACCUCCACCUUUAACACCGGUAUCACGCCCAUCGAAGACGAUUUUCAUACCUCGUUGAUCCACGGACCCGGCAUUUCCGAUCAGAGUGAUCAUUUGGAGUUUACAGAUGCUGAUAGCUCUGUGACGACCCGAUAAUAGGGAUGAUAAGAGAGUUGGGGAUGAGGCACGGGUGCGUUUUGUCCAAGUCCGGUAUGGGAGGAAGGAAAUGUCUAGGGUGUCUUGUGGAUACACGCAUGCAUGUAGC